Messenger RNA from Anthonomus grandis grandis, 279 nucleotides. Its product is annotated as protein NCBP2AS2 homolog. The record is from RefSeq and is a predicted model, not a curated record. Bases 1 to 261 code for a protein of 86 amino acids. The transcript has a single exon. Lineage: Eukaryota; Metazoa; Arthropoda; Insecta; Coleoptera; Curculionidae.
AUGGUACUUCGUUUCAUAAUAAGACUGCUGGCCAACAAUGAACAUUUGGUGCAAAAAUUGAGUGAAUCUUACCCUAUGCGAAAAGCAGCUCAAAUUGUGGUAAGGGCUAUGUACACUGGUAAGAACCUGAUAGAAGAGACCAAGCUGCAUGAGAAAUUAACCCCGGAACAGUUUAGGGAACUUAUGAGGGACGUUUCCAGCACUUUUCAGAAGCAAAUCAAACAAGCACGAGAGACUUUUGAGAAAAAAAUGAAACAAUAAACUUUGAAAUAAAAAUGA